This is a messenger RNA of Dendronephthya gigantea, 1216 nucleotides long. Its product is annotated as G2/M phase-specific E3 ubiquitin-protein ligase-like. The transcript is spliced from 5 exons. The record is from RefSeq and is a predicted model, not a curated record. Gene Ontology annotation, molecular function: ubiquitin-protein transferase activity. Lineage: Eukaryota; Metazoa; Cnidaria; Anthozoa; Malacalcyonacea; Nephtheidae. The coding region runs from base 49 to 945 and encodes 298 amino acids.
GAUGGAGGUGGCCCUAGACGAGAGUUUUUUACAGAGACCUUGGAGCAAAUGAAGAUUCGUUUAUUUUGCAAUGGUGCACCUGUUGCAAGUACUAUCUCACUUACUGAAGGCCUUUUUAAAGCUGCUGGUUUAUUGAUGGCCUGUAGCAUUGUCCAGGGGGGACCAGCUCCUAAUUUCAUCAGUACUUGGGUUUAUGACUACUUAGCAUAUGGUCUUCAUCAUGUGCCUUUAAGUCAUGAAGAUAUCGAAGAUGAAUCUGUUAAAAGCAUUGCAGUUAAGAUUAACACAGCCAAUUCCGAUAUUGAGCUCCAGCAGGUAUUAGAGGAGGACAAUGUCCUUACCGUUUUAGGCUCUGUUGGGUAUAGAGGUAUACCUUCACGUGAGACACUUGGAAACAAAGAGAAAUUAAUCAGAUCAAUUUGUGUUAAUGAAUUGUUGGCUCCAAGGAUACCAGUUCUGAAGGACCUGGAGGAGGGACUUCAGCACUUUGACCUUUUAUGCUGCAUCAAGAAUCACCCUCAACUCUUUAAAGAAAUAUUCACCCCAAGCUCCAUUUAUGAUGUAACACCGGAAAUGUUUAUUGAUUCCCUGAAUGUGAUCUAUAGCACUCAGCAGAUGUUAAAAGAUAAAGAGGAAGAUAUUUUUAAAUAUUUUACAGAUUUUGUUCUUCUUCUUGGACAUGAAGGCAUUGAUGAAGUUCCUGACCUUGCUUUGAAACACAUGGUGAAGUUCAUAACAGGAACCUUUCAGGUUCCUCCCAUUGGUUUUCCAUCAGCAAUCAAACUUAAGUUUCUUCAUGGUUGUUCAAAUGGAUGUAAGUGCAGACCUGUUGCAUCAACUUGCUCACUAAGCUUGACAUUACCAAUUCAUUCAUGCAGCUCUCGUGAACUUGGGGAAUUGCUGAUAUCAUCGCUGACUGAAUGUGGUGGAUUUGGUCAUAUAUAAGUGAUUUUAUAGAACUUGAUGAUGAAAACUAUAUUUUUCCUGUUACUAUAGUUUUUUAAAUGUUACUGUUACAUUACAUUAUUCAUACAUGUUUUGCAGUUUUAGAGUGAUGUGAACACAAUAUUAUUAGUGUAUUGGGUUAGGUUUUUGGCAUUUGGAAUGUAUUAGGACCAGUGGCUUAGCCAGCCUGAAGAUAUUUAGUCCUGCUAUGAAACUUUUAAGUCAUUAUAAUUAUUCAUUCCUUUUGAAAUUGUUGUUGUAACAGUCUGUG